AUGUCUGGUUGUAAGCUGUUUUUAAUCCUCAGCAUAAUCGCUUGCCUCUCACAAGCUAAAGUGACAGUCACCUCCAUUGAAACUCUCGAUUUUGUCGAAGCUGAUGGAGAAAGUAAUGAUCUUUGCGCAGCAUGCUUCCAAUUUGCAGGAGCAGAUAUCAACGUCCUUCUCAACUACGUCCUAGACCACUACAUCAUUGGUAGCUGUGAAGAACUUUGUGGAAUCCUCCACACUGAACUCGAAAAAGUCUUCUGCAAUGUCCUUUGCGACUAUGUAGGAAUUAGAGCCUUCAUUGAAGCUUUGGUCUCUGCAGACUUAGACCCAAUUUAUUACUGCCAGUUAUUGGGGCAAUGCCCAGCAGUUGCAGGAGGUGCCGGAAAUAUUACUAGUAUUUCAAUUCUUCCUACCAAUGGUCCAGUUGGAACUACAUUUACAGUUACCAUGAACUUCAAUAUUACUCAGAGAACUGGAACUGGACAAAUUGGCAUGAACAUCACUGCUCCUGGCGAUUACGGACAAAACUGGAAUGAUUUCUUGAAUGAAGGAUUUAUGCCUGGACCAUAUAGCGUUCAAAUUUCAAUUGAUACAAGAGGAGACUUCGGAGAAUCGAACUACUGGCCGACUGGAAAUUAUUUAGUCCAGCUUUAUCUUUGCUCAGGAAUGUGCGGAUCUAACCACCCUCGUGCCUUUUUGAUAGACAGUGGUAACAGCACCUUAACUUUAACAUCGAAUUAA
Molecule: messenger RNA, 735 nt
Organism: Blepharisma stoltei
Lineage: Eukaryota; Ciliophora; Heterotrichea; Heterotrichida; Blepharismidae
Source: the annotation of a GenBank genome assembly